AUGUUCCAGAACAUCCCUGGAGAUGCUUUAACAUCACUGGAGGUCUCCCACGCUGAGACAGGAACUCUAUUUGCUAAACACCAGGAAAUACGGGGAGAUUCAGAAGAACUCGGCAAUCUAGAGGGGUCAGAAUAUUCAUUCCAAACAACUAUGGAAGAGCUUGAGGAAAAUCAGAAAGAUAUUCAACUUACUUUACAGGAAAUGCAGAACAACAACAAGCAGCAGAAGCAUGAAAAGAUGGGAGCCAUCAGAGACAUGACAGCAUCAUCUUUCAUCUCAAACAGUAAAACAGAGAGCAUGGAUGCUAAAUCUCGUAUGGCAUAUUUGGACAUGAAAGAAGGAACCAGUGCUUUUCAGUCAGAAGCAUCCACCAGUGCAGAGGGGCUAGAAGAGCACUUUGGCAAGUGGGUCAGAGUAACUGAUAUUGAGCUUGAGAGGAUGAGGUGGGAUUUUGUGCUGGCUAAACUGAAAUAUGAACAUAAGGAUAAUGAAAAGCAAAGGCGUCAUGAAGAGAGAAUGGAGCUGAUUCAUCAACAGGCAGUAAAAAGAUCGUUUAGCCAAGGACUCCAAGACCUAGUCCGGCCACCAAACCAGUAUGCUUUGUUCCUAUACUGCUUCAUCUUUAUUCAUGUUAUUUAUACAGUGAAGGAGCUGACCUUCUACUUUUUACAAACCCAUUACCUGUUCUGUUUUGCUAUUGUGAUCCUUUUCAUCCUCAAAAAGAUUUUCCAGGAUUACAAAAAUAAGAAAACAUGUUCUUAA
Molecule: messenger RNA, 762 nt
Organism: Pterocles gutturalis (yellow-throated sandgrouse)
Lineage: Eukaryota; Metazoa; Chordata; Aves; Pterocliformes; Pteroclidae
Gene: TMEM247
Product: transmembrane protein 247
Exons: 3
Coding region: 1-762 (253 amino acids)
Cellular component (GO): endoplasmic reticulum
Source: RefSeq, a predicted model, not a curated record